AUGGACGACAUCCUCAUACCAGAUGAGGGAGUCGAUUCGGGCCAUGUCACUGUGACAACAGCCAACCAGCAAGUAAUCGACUACAUCGAGGCCACGUUCAAUGCUAUCCUUGACGAGAUCAGACGGCCCUCAGCAGACGGUAAGCCAGUAUUGAUACUAGACCGGAUCGUCUCGGUCAAGCCAUACUACGACGACGACGACUUUGCCCGAUUGAAGUGGCAUGUUGAAGCUCGUGAAGUGAGAUAUCACUUCCCUGGCAAGAACAAGGACGAAGCAUGGAGAUUCGCCUGCGUUGGGCGCAUUUUGAGUGAGAUCUAUGCUGCACUCCGACAAGGUGUAACUAUCACAAAGCGAGACAUCUACUACCAUGACCCGGCGCUAUUCAAAAAUCAAGAAACGGUUGAUCGAUACCUUGACGAUAUCGCCCACACUUGCCGUGUGACGAGACGAGACUUGAACGUGGUUGCAAGCCCGAAAGGUCUUGUUGCUGGACUCUUCACUUCCUCGGCCGAUGAUCAUACACCCGUCAUUCAGUCCAUAUGCGAAGGCACCCCGGUCAAUGCGACAGCACAUAUCGGCUGGAUCCUUGUCGUAGAAAAAGAGGCGACAUUCAAUGCUCUGGUGGAAAGAGAAUUCCAUCAACAUCUCACAGUCGGCCCAGGCCUCAUCGUAACCGCAAAGGGAUACCCUGACCUUGCCACCAAGCAAUUCUUGCGCCAAGUUCUUGAUUAUGCUCAAUUCUCUAUUCCCGUCUUUGGCCUCUUCGAUUGGGAUCCCGAUGGGAUCUGUAUCCUUAAAUGCUACCUGUACGGCUCCAAGAAUUUGGCACAAGAGCACGACUGCAACAUCCCUGAGAUGAGAUGGAUCGGGCUCAAAGCGCAAGACACGACUACCUGUCAGUCUGCAUAUGAUCCGUCGAGGCAAAUAGGCAAGCGCGAUCGGAUAGCGGCUAUUUCCAUGCUGGCGAACCAGGAGUGGCGUGAAGAUACGGGGGAUGUGCUAGCUGGGCUGCAGGCACCGCUUGCUGAGCUCCGGCGGAUGCUCAUGUUGAACCGGAAAGUCGAGAUCCAAAGCCUGGACGAGGCGCAGGGUGGCCUUGAGGACUGGUUGGCUGACAAGCUGAGGGCGGAGCUCGACUUGUGGUAA
Messenger RNA from Cladophialophora yegresii CBS 114405, 1146 nucleotides. RefSeq lists its product as uncharacterized. Gene Ontology annotation, cellular component: nuclear chromosome. The record is from RefSeq and is a predicted model, not a curated record. NCBI's taxonomy places the organism in Eukaryota, Fungi, Ascomycota, Eurotiomycetes, Chaetothyriales, Herpotrichiellaceae. Gene Ontology annotation, molecular function: ATP binding; DNA topoisomerase type II (double strand cut, ATP-hydrolyzing) activity; DNA binding. Gene Ontology annotation, biological process: reciprocal meiotic recombination; meiotic DNA double-strand break processing; meiotic DNA double-strand break formation. Bases 1 to 1146 code for a protein of 381 amino acids. The transcript is spliced from 5 exons.